GGGGCAGGCACUCCAGCUUGAUUGCUUCCCAUCCCGUCACUGGACGGAACGAACGACAAGAUCUCAAGCUGUCACGACACGACCAAAGCUAUCAACCACCAUCCAACAUUGUUUCCGCCAAACCGACGAUUCCGAUUUCCCUCCGCGCGCGCAUAAUACCAGACAACAAAGCGCAUCAUCACCACGACGCGACCAAAGCACACCGACGAGUUUGCCCGCCUUUCGAACGACCCGUCGAUAAUUCAUCCGUCUAGCGUCAUCAGCUUCAGUCCAGCUGGUCCAUCCGACUCUCGAAACAGACACACAAAACACCACAUUCACAAUGGCCUCAACACAACCCAAGAACGACGCCAAGUCGACCGAGCCCAAGCCCGAGCAGCCCGUUCCCGAGAAGAAGACCGCCGUGUUGGAGGAAGACGACGAGUUCGAGGACUUCCCCGUUGAUGACUGGGAAGCCGAAGACACAGAAGCCGCCAAGGGCAACAACGAGGCCAAGCACCUAUGGGAGGAGUCGUGGGACGACGAUGACACGAGCGACGACUUUUCCUCGCAGCUAAAGGAGGAGCUGAAGAAGGUCGAGGCUGCCAAGAAGCGGUAAUCGGAGGACUUCGGGCUUGUACGAAACAUGAUAUGAGGGGAGAAAGGGGAGGAGGGCGCAUCAAUACAAUAUUUUACCGAUUUCGAUUUGGGGAUUUAAGGUGAUGGGCGACUCGCGGUUAAAGGCUCGGCAAUGCCUUGCGAAGCUUCGAUAUGCGAGUGGUAGACAAGCUGACCCUUUGACUACGGUGUCAUGGCUCGGAGACUUGGGGACGUGAGUGGUCGUUGGGUAUCAACACAGGGCUGAGAUUGACGUCCAAAUAGACAUUUGUCCCGAAACUUGGGGCAUAAACUUGAACAAUCUUACCACGAACCUGAUUCAUCAAGUUUAUUCUCAGAUCACACUUCGGACCAUAG
Neurospora tetraspora is the source of this 954-nucleotide messenger RNA. RefSeq names its product putative 26S proteasome complex subunit sem-1. The record is from RefSeq and is a predicted model, not a curated record. The coding region runs from base 323 to 598 and encodes 91 amino acids. Gene Ontology annotation, biological process: mRNA export from nucleus; double-strand break repair via homologous recombination; proteasome assembly. The transcript is spliced from 3 exons. Gene Ontology annotation, cellular component: proteasome complex; proteasome regulatory particle, lid subcomplex. Lineage: Eukaryota; Fungi; Ascomycota; Sordariomycetes; Sordariales; Sordariaceae.